CGCAGUCAGUAGUCAGUUGCCCGGAGACUCGCGUACGCGACGAACUUAACAGCAACACAUCCCGAUUAGUGAUACACGCACGUGACAUGAAACACGAAAGCCAAUUGUUUUAAGUGUGGUGCACAUGUUUCACACGUCGGUGGCUACUAUUAUCCAAUAAUCGAAAUGAGGCUAAAAAGCUUAAGGGCCGUCCGCAGUUUUUUGUUGCUGUUGGCUGCGAUAACGAGCGCAAGUGCAUCGAAAUGUAACCGGCACAUAGACGGCACCACUAUGCCGCGGUCGAACGCCGAUGGGAAAUACCAUCUCUUCAUCACCCUGUUCAACCGAACGGAAAUGGUAUUCUCGUACAUGCCCAAUACCAGAUACUCCGUAACGGUGCAAGCUGAGAGUCUGGGAAUGAGCCCCAGAAAGUUCACCAGGUUCCUGAUAUCCAGCGAGUCCGAGAGCGACGACGAUGGCGCCGAGAGCGGCGUGUUCGACCUCCAGGACGAGUCACUGUCGAGGUAUUUGGAAGUUUGCCCAAACGCGGUCGUGGAAACGUCCAAGGUGCCGAAAGAGGAGAUAUCCGUGGCCUGGACCAGUCCUUCCGAAGGUAGCGGUUGCAUAUUUAUCAGGGCAACGAUAUUGGAAACGCCGGAUACGUGGUACAUGGAUGAUCCGAACUUAGUUCUGAAGAUCUGUCAGGACUUGAAAGCGGAGGCGGAUGAUCAGGGCCCGGUGCUGCAGGAAUGCAACGCCUGCGACGAGGCCAAGUACGAAGUUACUUUCGAGGGACUUUGGUCGAGAAAUACCCACCCGAAGGACUUUCCCAGCAAAGGAUGGCUCAUUAGAUUCUCAGACGUGAUUGGAGCAUCGCACACAGUCGAUUAUAGCUUUUGGAGAUACAAUGGCAUGGCCAGCGUCGGUUUGCAACAGGUGGCAAAACUUGGGUCAACCAGAAAACUGGAAUCUGAGCUGAAGGAUCAAAGCGAGCACAUCAGAACGAUAAUUAAGGCCAGAGGAAUAAGUUACCCUAAUGUGACUGGCAAAACUUUCGCUGUCUUCCGCGUCGACCAAAAACACCAUCUUAUGUCCUUGGUGUCCAUGCUGGACCCUUCGCCGGAUUGGAUUGUCGGAGUUUCCGGUCUGGAGCUCUGUCUCAGUAAUGGCACCUGGAUCGAGCAUAAGGAGCUGAAUCUUUAUCCUUAUGACGCUGGCAUCGACGACGGAAUCACGUAUUUGUCUCCCGAGUCGCCAUCGGAUCCUCAGGGAACAAUUCAACGCAUAAAUUCGACGUACCCGAACGACUCGAGAUCGCCGUUCUACGAUCCAUUCGGCCUGGACAUGAAACCGCUCGCCAGACUUUAUUUGAACCGGCAGAGACUCUACGAGAAGACCUGCGACGUCACGCCCGACGAAUCUGCUGAUACAGGUGUUACUACCCCCCAACCUGGCCGUAAUCGCACAAAUAAAGCCUGUAGAGUGACAGGAUGGGGUCCUUGGGGCGCAUGUUCUGUGACCUGCGGUCGAGGCAGUCAGCUUAGGCAGAGGAAUUUCAAGGAUGAAGCCGCUGCCGCACAAAACAAGUGUAAUGACAGAGUCAAGUUGACUGACAGAUCAAACUGUUAUGGGAAGAGCCCCCAUUGCAAGGCGGGUCGAUUCGCGCCACUGUUGGACACCGAGAAGUGCGCCCUGAGCGAAUGGGGCGAAUGGAGUUUUUGCACGGCGACUUGCGGCACUGGUGCCAAGACGCGAGGGAGAAACUUCCGGGAGAAAAAGCACCGGAAAGAGUGCAUAUUCAUACCGGACGGGCCGGAACUCCAACAAACGAUCAAAUGCGAGAACGCGCCGUGCUCGGACGCGGACGGCGACGAGGUAAGAAAACCGUCUAACAGCCAGAAGGAGGACGGUAACGACGAUCAGGACAAUGAUACCGGUGAUCAGGAGAAUGAUAACGGUGAUCAGGAGAAUGAUAGCGGGGAUCAGGAGAGUAGUGACGGAGUGGAUUACGAGAAGGAGGAACCAGCGGCGGAGAAGUGUCCCGACGAUCGGUACACGCAGUGGUCCCUAUGGUCCCCCUGUAGUUCCAGUUGUGGGCCCGGCGUGAAAUUGCGAUCCAGGCUCGUCAACAGAAAUUGGAGCAACUUAGGGGACAACGACGAAGACCUCAGCCUCGAGGAGUGUAAACAGCAGCAGGCUGCCUGCGUGGCCAACAUUCCAUCGUGCGAUUUCACGAAAGAAGAAGCCGAACACAUUUGCAGCGAGCCGAUGAAGAAAGGCACCUGCAGCGGCAACAUUUUGCGAGCGUAUUUCGACAAACAGGAGGGCCGUUGCCGAUUAUUCAGUUAUUCCGGCUGCGACGGAAAUCGAAAUAAUUUCCAGACCGACCAGGACUGCAUAAACGUGUGCAGCGAUUUCCAAAGAGAGCUGAGAACAAACUCGUCGACAACGGUGAAAAACAUUAAGGUGUCUCUCAGCAGCGUUCUCAGCUAUCAUAUCCCUGCGCAGGAUCAACGCAGCGCGAAGACGAAACGAGCUCACCAUGAAAGCUUACAAUUCAAAGGCAUGAAACCCGACAGCCAAGUGAUCGAAUCGUCAGCAAACAAGGAAGAUGUCGAUUGCCAAGUGACCGAAUGGAGUAAUUGGUCUAAAUGCGUAGGAUGUCGAGGAUACACAACCAGCACCAGAGAAGUUAUGAUACCACGUAAAGGAAAUGGCAUGAAUUGUCCGAAGAAGUUCUACCGUAAGAAGAAAUGCCACAAAAUUCCACCGUGCUCGCUGCAAGGCGACGGCGUAGGUCGACGUACUUAUCGAAAUUCAGCAGCGGAGGAAAAUGAAGUUUCAGUUGAUUGCAAAAUGACACAAUGGUCCGUUUGGUCACAUUGUACGGCCACCUGCGGAGAAUCAUCGCAAUACAGAACGAGAUCAGUGAGAAUUAAGCCCCGUGGUCCCAGAGGCAAACUGUGUCCAGCCCUGGCAGAGUACAAAAAAUGUCAUAGAAUGGAAUGUCCAUAACAACAAUUAUCUGUCUAUUUUACACGUCCAUUUUCUAUUUCAUUUGUACCAUGUAAAUCGAACGAAACUUAGAUUGUAUUUAAAGCAUACCAACCACUGAUGGAUCAAAUGCGACUUAUCAUUUAUCAUCGAAUGAAACUUUAAUUUUUAUUGACGUAGAAUUAUUUGAAGUAGAAAGGUUUGUAGAAUUUUUUGCGCCCUUCUUACGGGACACAAUAAUUUUCUACGUGACAAUCAGUAGAGAAUUUUUUAAAAAUUGAUACACAGUGUUUUUAAUAUGUACAUGUACGACACUUGACAAUUUGAACAUCUAACAUUAGUGAGAUACUGAUUUAUCGCUAGAUAAUUAGACAAAUAAGAUGCUCCUUUUAUUUAUAGUAUAGUCGUUAAUAAAAAAAAAAUACCUAUAACGAUAGUUUAAACCAAUUAAUAUAACGCACAGAAAAAUCAUGUCACAUUUCAUACAAUGAUUCCUGAUUUUAACUGACGCGACCAUUGAUAACUUCAUUGUUUUCCUUCUCUAAUCAAAAUGGACUGCAUUCCAAUUAAUUACAACAGAAUAAAAAGAAAUUUACUAUGUAUGACAGAAAUGUAAUUUAUCCAGAUUCCUAGAAAGAAUGUUUCUAAAAAUAUUAGAUUUGAUGUUCGAUUAUGUAGAUUAUAAUUCUACUUUUCUUUUUAUAAUUUUAAGCAAGAUAUAAAUAUAUAUACAUAUAUACAAAAGUAACAAUAUAUAUUUCAUGUGAAGAAAUACAUGUUAAGUACUUAGAAA
Megalopta genalis is the source of this 3766-nucleotide messenger RNA. RefSeq names its product spondin-1. The record is from RefSeq and is a predicted model, not a curated record. Gene Ontology annotation, biological process: cell adhesion. Lineage: Eukaryota; Metazoa; Arthropoda; Insecta; Hymenoptera; Halictidae. Gene Ontology annotation, cellular component: extracellular matrix. Gene Ontology annotation, molecular function: serine-type endopeptidase inhibitor activity.